ACGCAAAGAUUGGCGACCAUGUCUGAAUAUUGGGUGUCCAAUAAAAAGUAUUUCUGCAAGUACUGCAGAAUAUAUAUACAGGAUAACAAGAUCAGCUCUCUUGUCUUUCAUAAAUUCCUCUACAGAGUCGACAAACACAUGAGAAUGGAAGGAAACACAAGGAUAACGUAAACGCUUACCUUCAAGAUGUCCACAAAAGGCAAGAAGAACAGUCACAAGAAGAUGCGAAGACUAGGGCCAUGCUUGCGCGAAUAGAACAGGCUGCAAGUAAGCAAUAUGCGCAGGACACGCGAUCAAAACCGGACAUUGCUGCUUGGGAUCCUACUGUGGAGGCGGCAAAAGCGCAGAAGCAAGCGUACGUACCUGAACCUGACAAGGGUCGGCCGAAGGUGAUACCAGAUGCUGUACAUCAAACACGACCGCUACAACCUGUGAGUACUACCCACGAUGAUGACGGACACCCCUACGGUACAUGGGCUGUGGUUGACACCCCACCACCGCCAUCUGGGACGGAUCCGGCCCAAAACCAAAAGGGAAAAGACCGAGGCGAUGCUGUCAAUGAAUGGGCAGAUUAUGGAGAGGAAGAGCCAGAGGAACAUGUAGCUUCAUUCAAAGUCAAGGAGAAGACAUUGUCAACAGAUAUGGGAGAGGAGGACGCUCCAGGACCUGCAACUGCUACAUUUAAAAAGCGGAAGAUGACAAGCAACAAAGCGAGCCGGAAUAUUCGUAAAAGGACAGAUUGACAGACUCAGCAUGAAUAAAGAACUCGGCUCACUUCUGUUUCACAGACCGCACAUUGAACAACGUGGUAAUCAUUUGCGCAGGAAAUUACGCCUCCUCGCAAACCGCUGAAUAUCUUAAAGAAGCCCACCGUGCAUCAUCAUUGUUGCUACGCACGCAAGUCGAGUAUGUAUUGCCCGUGUCAUCUCGUAGGAGAUAGAUUGCGAUUAAAACCCCGCCGUCGAUUCAUAUACUGGCGAUAAGUUCGCUGCUUGUUGAUCGACACCGCGCUCACAUCCGUCCCGGCAACCUUCUUUCCCUGUUCAAAUAAGAUUUAAUAAAUGAACUGAA
Spizellomyces punctatus DAOM BR117 is the source of this 1071-nucleotide messenger RNA. RefSeq lists its product as hypothetical. Gene Ontology annotation, molecular function: zinc ion binding; RNA binding. The transcript is spliced from 3 exons. The record is from RefSeq and is a predicted model, not a curated record. The coding region runs from base 240 to 743 and encodes 167 amino acids. Gene Ontology annotation, biological process: mRNA splicing, via spliceosome. Gene Ontology annotation, cellular component: precatalytic spliceosome; nucleus. Lineage: Eukaryota; Fungi; Chytridiomycota; Chytridiomycetes; Spizellomycetales; Spizellomycetaceae.